This is a messenger RNA of Oryctolagus cuniculus (rabbit), 7914 nucleotides long. Lineage: Eukaryota; Metazoa; Chordata; Mammalia; Lagomorpha; Leporidae. The record is from RefSeq and is a predicted model, not a curated record.
CCGGGACGACCCCGAGUCGCCCCGCGGCGCCGUGCGAGGGCGGCCGCCGCCCGGGGCCGGGCUCCCCGCCCCCAGCGGUUUAAACGAGGCGUCCCCAGCCGGGGCUCCUGCCAGGCGGCCCGAGCAGGAAGUGUCGUCAGGAGGCCAUUUUUAAAGCCUCCUGCGGGCCUCGUCGUUGAGCGCUGAUGCUCGCAGGGCUUCCAGUGGUCACAGGAGCCGCCCCCGGCCACGCCCGCAGGGGGCCCGGGCCGCCCCAGGGGCCACGACGAAGCUCGGGUCCGGCGCCCAGGCUGUUGGCCCUGGACUGGCCUGGCCGGCGCGCCGUCGAGGGGAAGCCAGCCAACAAUGAACCCGGGACCCUGCUGGCAUUGUCUUCCCCCGGGAGUGCCCAGGAGGCGGUCCCCGGUCUGUUUUCCUUUAAGUGAAAAGAUUGGGCCAGUUUUUGUGCAAAAAGAAGAACAAAGACCAUUUUUAUCAUCUCUGCCAGGGCUGCCAUUUCCUCUCUGCUCAUUCUUUCUAGUACUUUAGAACUGAGUGCCUCCAAGAGCCAAGCCCUGUGCUGUUGAGUGUGAUAAACAAGAUCCUCACCAGUGAGAAUGUCCCCAGUCUUGACUGUUCUCAGACUGUGUUGUGUGCUGCAUUUCAUCAUCAUUGCCCACUUAUGCUCUUCUCGCCAACUACGGUUUCCAAGAUUUCAUCCCUGGAAUGAAAGCAGCUAGAGGUCACCUAAUCCAGACAUUCUCAUCGUGCUGUGGGAGUGGGGUGGGAGGCACUGGAAUCACAUGGGAAGAGUUUUGCACCACAUUUCUGAGCCCCACCCCAAGAAAAGGGUCAUCUGAUAAAUCAGGCUAUAUGAGUCCUGGGAAUCCUUUCAUUUUUUUUGAGCUCCCUAGGUGACUUUGCCACAUAACCCUCUUUGAGAAGAACUUCUAGGACACAUACCCUUUAGUUCCUGGAAGAAAUACACCAAGCAAGCAAGGCUGUGCACCUCCAGGACUUACCUCCAAGUGUCUGGCUUCUGUUGCAGGCCUCCCUGUGUAGCACCGUGCUGCCACACCGCCACUCGGGGUUGUGAAUACACAAGCCUACAUCAGGGUCUGAAAUUGUGACACAGAUGGCACUCACCGCCUGAGAAGAAAAGGCCUGAAAAGGAAGGAAGAGCCCAUGAAACUUGCCACAUUCGACCCCUGUUUGCAGCACGAGGGCUUCAGGCAAGAAGUAAGAACAGUGCUCAAGUGGCGGUAUACCCUGGCUGUCACUUUGGUUCACCACUUCACAUAGCAGGGUAGCAAGAAACAAAGAAUUCAGAUGGGACUUCGGCUACUGCUUUUCUCUUAACUCUGUGACCUUAGAAGAGCCACCUAGCUUUUCCAUACCUAUGCUCUUGGAAUAAACAGAGCCCUCCUAAAUUACCUAUCAUCGUACAAAUGCAGUGGCAAAGACACUGAGUUUCAAAGUGUUGCCUAGAAUAUCAGACAAUUGAAAGCAAUCACACUUGUGGACCAUGCACCUACAGUGGUGGUGUAUAUAAAAAGACUACUAAGUAUGCACCCAGGAAACAGCUGUUGCUGUACCAAUCUUUAUUGAAGGAUGCCUGCAGAGGAUUUUAUCAUGUGAAACCUUCUGACUUCCAGUCAGCUUUUUUGAGAAAUGCAGAUAAAGAAGAUGAAGGAUACCGGAGAACAGUUGUAUACUACACAAAUGAAUGGUGGACCCAAUUCCUUGACCAUGUCACCCAAACAACCUGAUGCCAAUCGAGCAACUCGGCCAGAUAGACAGGAAGCUCAAACCCUUUUGUAUCAAGGCUCAGAGGCUGAGGCUGCCAUGAUGACCAUUGCUACAUGUGUAAAAUGCAAAAGUGUUCACAGAAUCCCUCUCCAAGAUUUGAAAAAGGGUAGUGGUCAAAGCCCAAAGGAGGACAAAUAUAUCUGCUUCAAAUGCAACCUUGAUGCAGCUCCUCUCCAUUUGCAGUUUGUCAACAGUAAUCCCAGUGCUACUCAUUUUGGAAAUAAAACUGAAACCAUCUCAAGUCCUGUCAAUAACAAAUUUAAGGUAAGGAACUUUAAGCCAGGCAAAUACUACUGUGAUAAGUGUCGAUUUUCCACCAAGGACCCUCUGCAGUACAGAAAGCACAUGCUUCAACAUGAAGAGAUUAAAUUUAUUUGCUCUCACUGCAGCUACAUUUCAUACACAAAAGGAGAGUUUCAGAGACAUUUGGUGAAACACACAGGCAUAUUCCCUUAUCGAUGUGAGUAUUGUGACUAUGGUGCUAUUAGAAAUGAUUAUAUUGUCAAGCAUAGAAAGAGAGUACAUGAACGGGCUGGUGCAAAAAGGCCACUCAAAACUGUUGCCAAGCUGGAACCGAAAAGAGCCAGUGCUUCAAAACAAAACACAGAGCUUUUAAAAGCUUCCAACCCUAGGACUACAUUUCAAAACAAGUUGUCAGAUCAACUUGCAAGAUUCUCUGUCCACACAAAUAAAGACAAAAUACACAAUAUCAUGGUGUUACCUGAAUCAAAGGAAUACCAAAAAGAUGUAGUGUGUGUUCCAAAUAAAGUGACGCUAUCUGAGCCAAAUGAAGUCAGUCUGUUUGAGAACAAAAACGUGGAAGUGGAAGUGUUGUCUCCUGCAAAAGAACCUGUUCAGCCGGGAAUGCCGUUAACAGUUGUGGCACCAGCAGAACUAGUUGUCCCAGCAAACUGUUUAGCCCAGCUGAUAGAUGUGAAAGUUGUCAAUGGUACACAGCAGCUUGUUCUGAAACUGUUUCCACUGGAAGAAAACAGCUGCCUUGAAGCCAGCAAGGAUGAUGGAGGUAGUUCUGAGCCAAUGGAUAAAAAGAAUGUUUCAAAUGAACAAGGAACAAUAGUUUGUACGGAAAAAACAAAAUCAUUAACGAUUGAAGGGAAUGUUGGAAAAUUUGUAGGCAUUAAUAAUCUUCAAUCUUCAGUUCAGAAACAACUUAAAAAUGUUAAAUGGUUUAAGUCUUAUGAUUUUUUCAAGUCAAAUUCUAAUGUGCACAACCGUGGAGAAUCUGUUUUUCAGUCUGAUACAAUGGAGGAUUUGCAGAAAAAAAACAGUUUGUAUCCACACAGAACCUCCCUUCCUUCUCUUGCCUUAAAAGGGCAUUCUCCAGCAUCUAUAGUCAAAAACAGUGUUUUAUGUGGUUUUGGAGGUACCUCAAACCCUGUUACUUAUAGACCUGCCCAUUCUUUUGCUGAAGAUGGAAAAAAUUUGCCCAGUGAUUCACAGAAGUUAUUUCCGCUUGCUGUGUCACCUUCAACCAUUUCCUUCUCUGGAGAAAAAGGCUCAUUGCCUUUAAAGGAAAGUGACAGAGAGUCUAGAAGUAAGAUCGGUGUUCCUGUAAAAAUGGCUGCUUCUAGUAGGAAGCCAGAAAAUACCCAGACAGAAGACCACAAAGCAGUUUCAAAUACAGGCCCAAUUUCCUCUCAACGUAAAAGUGAAUGUUCACAUAUAAAUUUAAGUGGAGAGGAUGGAAUCAGAUCUCAACAGCCUGGUGAUAAGCCUUUGGAAUUAAAGGACUCUGAAAGGACUAAGGACACUUUUGACGGUCCAGUAAUCUCAUCAGUAUUUUCUCUCAGCUCUGGAUCUGAAAAUGUUCCUGAGGGCAUUAAGUGGAGUAGUUCAACCUCCAAAAUAAAGUCAAUUGAACUGUUGCGCAGAAAGAUAGCUCAGUUGAUUGAAUCCUGUGGCAAACCUUCAUCAUUGGCUGCAAAUAGUGCACAUCGUCGUUCUGUAGGGCAGGCAUCAAAGGUAACUUCGAAAGCUGGUCCUGAAAGUGUUCGAGAAAUUAAUGUGUCACUCACUGGCCCUGGCCCUUCUGCAGGUGCUCUUCCAAAGCCCAAAGAUGAUCAUGGUAGAACGGGCAGUGAACAGCUUACUCAUCCACAGAUGUAUCCAAAGUGUGUAGAUGGCUGCGAUGGGAAGACCGAAAGCAGAGUGACCAGGAAGCCUCAUGUAGCUACUCCAGUGUUAAUCCCCAAAGGAGCUGUGUUGAGGGUUCUCAACUCCUCUGAGGAUGCCCAUAUUAUAGAGGCCACAUGUGAAGCACCUGUCAGCAUACCUUGCAAUGAAACAGAGUUAAUAAAACCAGUUCCAUUCUGCCCUGUAACACAGACCAACUCAGACCUACAGGUUUUGACAGGUGAAGCUGGGCCAAUAGACAUGUCACGAGUACUUGAGACUUCUCUUCGGCCUAAACCAAGAAAAGAGAGUGCUGUCUACUGUAACACCACCCCUAAAAAAACAGGCACCCUUCAUGGACAGCAAGGAAGCAGUGAAUUGAAUAAGCAAGGAAAACUGCCUUCGAGAAAUCUUGCCACAAGCAGAAAUAAAAUCAAACAAGUAAGCUCCUCCAAGAAGAAAAGUAAGAUUCAGGCUGAUCCUAGCCGCUGUCUCAAAGAUCCUUCAGUUUUUCAGGUUGCACGACAGCUUCGACUGAUAGCAGCUAAACCAGAUCAGUUAAUUAAAUGCCCCCGUCGGAACCAGCCGGUCAUUGUGUUAAAUCAUCCUGAUGUUGACUCACCAGAAGUGACCAACGUGAUGAAGGUAAUCAAUAAGUACAAAGGCAAUGUCCUCAAAGUUGUUUUAUCAGAGAGGACGAGGUGUCAGCUAGGCAUCAGAAGGCAUCACGUUCGGCUGACCUAUCAGAAUGCAGAGGAAGCUAAUCAGAUUAAAAGGCAAAUGAUGUUGAAAAUGAAACUUAAAAAAGUGCAUAAAAACAACUACCAGGUGGUGGAUUCCUUGCCUGAUGACUCAUCACAGUGUAUUUUUAAAUGCUGGUUUUGUGGGCGGCUCUAUGAAGACCAGGAAGAGUGGAUGAGUCAUGGCCAACGACAUUUGAUAGAAGCUACUAGAGAUUGGGAUGUUCUUUCUUCCAGCGGCAAAUAAGCAAAAAAAAAAAAAAAAGUUGGUCUUUAAAGCAAGUUUUGUUUUUUUUUUUCUUUCUGGUUUGGAAUACCCUUUCCAGAUUCAGUAGGAGAAAUAAAAGUUGUAGAAAUGAGAUUGUUAAUCCUUCAGAUCCUCUCUAGGAAUGUUGAAAGCUCCUAACCUGAGCUUUGUGAUUAGACCUCAGAAGGUGUUUGAAGGCCCUGAAAUUGUACGCACAAGUUUGUGGACAUGUGUUUCUCUGGUGAGAGGAUAUGAAACUCAGCAGUUUCCUUUAGUGGAAUCUGAAUUCUUUGUGUAGCACCUGUUUGCAAGUAGAUACACAUCUUUUAUAAUUAUAUUCAGAGGGGCAAGUCUAGGAUAUUUUACACAUGCUCUUUAUAUAAAUGCUACUGAAGAAUUAAACUUAUGUUUUGGUGUGCACAUCCUCUUUGUUUUUGCUUUAACUCAUCUCCUGAAUAUUGUUACAUGACAAAAGUUAUAUUGUCUUUAUAGUUACCUUAAGUUUGGUUAUAGCAAAAUGGCCAUUCUUUUUAAUCCCUUCCCCACUCUCUAAUACUCGUGAAUGUUCUGUUACAGCACAGAGUCUUGCUUUUGUUGGCUGUUUUAAAGAACGGUCCCAAGGAAUUGCCAAAAUUUAUUAUUUCAAUAGGUGUUAGGAGAUGAAAUAUAUUUUAAGUAUUUAUUUAGAUUUUACUUUUAAAAAGUCUUGAUUUAUGAUAAUUCGAUAGGGAAUGUGCCUUUUUACCAAAAAACAAUUUUAAUGAUGGCUAUAGGAGGAAGACAUCUAAAAGUAAGUCUCCUCUUUGCCCUUACCACUCUCACAAAAUAAAUGGCCAAUAUAAAACAUGAUAGGACUGACUUCUUAAAAUACAUGUAAAACAUUGGGAAGAUAGUUAAAUGUAGGCUUGUAAAGAAAGCUCUAAAGGGGGUUGUAUGUGACUUAGCUUUCAUUUGGGAACUCAUCUGGAGACUGUUGGUGUAUGCCACCUCGUACUACAGGCCAUGGACCCUGCUCCCCAGGUCUCUGCCUAGUCUCUCAGCCACUGUUUCUGCACAGCCUUUCUGUGGACUUGAGAUAGUGUCCCUGCUCACAUGCUGUUCCUUUGCUUCUGUGUUUUUGAAGCCCCUUAACAUUGUCCUGCAUAAAACCAACAGAAUCAACAAAACAGAAAUGCCCCACUGCCUUUGCUAAGGUGAUAGGAACACUAUUACUGAAUUUGAUUGCUAAUAACAAUCUGCUGCUAGUUAUGUCAACCAUGCUUUCCCUGUUGCUCACCUAUCCUAGGAGAGCACUGACUGCACUUUCCCAACAAAUGUCAGGACUGUCUACACAGCACACUUGCGAACAUUAGGAAAAAAUCCACCCUCUACACAAGCAAAGCUCAGGUGUAUUGUGGAAGGCUUGGCAAGUGCAGCACAAGACUAAAUUUCAGUCUUCACUUGCCCAUGCAGCCAGAUACUGAGCACAGCACAGCCACCAACCUCCCCAGACUGUUUGCCUCCUUUUGAGGACUGGGUGCUGUGAAAGAAACUGGUAACAUCUUGGGGGGGGCGGGGGGCUUCAAGUAGUGAGCUGGAAAAUCCUGAUUUUUCUCACAUGGACAAGUCUUAAAUUAUCUGGUAGGUGGGAUUAUCCUUUAGAGUUGGUUUUCAUUAAAGAUAAUUAACAUUUUUGUGUAAUUGAGUACAUGACCAUUAAGUUGAUUAAUGAGUUGCUUUUUACUUAAAACCUUGCAUUGUUUGUGUGUGUACACGUAAAAUAUUUUUUACAAUAUGAAUACUGCACCAACUAGUUUCCUGUUUUACAAUGUGUAGACUGGAAGAAUGUAAAAUGUUUUUAUAGUCUAAGAAUAAUUUAUUUUGGAAGCACAUUUUUAUAGCAUUCUCAUGUUUUUAGAAAAUGCAAGCACAGUAAAUGAUGGGAUCUGAUUUACAUGAACAAACAGAAACCCCAGGGGAUCACUCUGUCACAACAUGCUUUUUCAUUUGGUGCUGUUGGAGAAGUGUUUCACUGCACAGCAAAGAGCAUUCUGAAGUUUUACUCUUGUGACAGACAUGCUACCCCUCCAGCAAUGGAGAAUGCCUCCAAGAUACGGAGAGAAGGCUGUGAUUCUUUGGUUUGUUUUUUUAUUAUCUCCCUGUGGAGUGGCUUUUUCCUAAAUGGCUAGACUCAGCAUUGGUCAUGAGUCAGGUUAGGGUGUUAAGUGUCGAUACAAGAAACUUACUGUAGCAUCAGCUAUUUUUUCAAGUAUUAUCUCAAACCAACAAAAUACUUGUGAAGUUGAAUUUUGUGAGAAAAUAGUAAGUUGGGUGGGGGGGUUCAGAACUGUAGUACUUUUAAGAAAUUAAAGGAAUCCUGCAAGUUGUAAAAAUGGGGGGGAGUGGCUAUCUUAAGAAUUUUAGAAAAUAGUUUAAUGUGUAUAAAUGUCAUCAAAUGAACAUACUUCUAACAGAAUUGGAGGGAGUAGGGGCAAAACUGUGCUGAGUAUUUGUGUACUCUAAACCUUGAUUGUGAAGGACCUCCGGUUACUGCAUUUUGUUAAUAGUACUAAUAAAAUUAUUUUAAACUUUUAAAGUAGGUUUUCUUUUGGGGACCAGAAAUGAGAUGACUUUGUUGUAUUUAUGAUAUAGACAAAUAAAGAACAAAUUUUUUUUAAAUAAGCAACACUGACUCGAUGUACAUGCAAAUAUAUUUUAUUCACAUUUUUAGCCCCAGUCCAAAAUAUUUUGUGAGUCCCUAUUAUUACAGACCAAGUGCUGUUUGCUGAACAGAAUGUAUUCACCAUCAAUAGCUCUAUCCCUCCUUUGAACAUACAGAAGCCUAGCAAAUGAAGAUAUGUUCAGCCUUUGGAAUCUAAUAUAUAUGAGCAGAAAACAAAACCUUAAGUAACAUGUUUAAAGCAUUAUAAUUCCUGUGUUAACAGUGUGCUGCUCUGAUUUUAAAACAUUUGUAUAUAGAUCUAGAAGUUGGCAUAAAUUUUAAAUAAAAUUUUCCUGUCAUUUUCA